Molecule: messenger RNA, 591 nt
Organism: Hibiscus syriacus
Lineage: Eukaryota; Viridiplantae; Streptophyta; Magnoliopsida; Malvales; Malvaceae
Exons: 1
Coding region: 1-591 (196 amino acids)
Source: RefSeq, a predicted model, not a curated record
AUGGAGGAUACGCGUAUCAUACAUAUAACGGAAGAUAUUGUGGGAAGUCACAAGGUUCAAUGCAAAGCACACAUGUACAAUGACCUCCUUGACACAAGACCACAGACAUUUAGAUUCGGAUGCCAUAUGCUCUUAUGUGAAGUUGUUGGUGGAAAAAAUCCAAGAGUGCCUGUUUCUGUGUUAUUGGCAUCCAUUCGGAAUACAUUUGGUUAUAUUCCGACUUAUUACAAGGCAUGGAUGGCUAAAUGGGAAGCAAUGACCUCGUUGUAUGGUGAUUGGGAUCAUUCAUAUAAUGAACUACCACGUCUGCUACAAGCAAUGAAAUUUUUCAUCCUUGGAACCAUUGUUAGGUACUAUACUCAUCCUGCAGUCACGCUUGAGGGAGAUGUUAUCCCCGGGAAGAGAAUUUUUUGUGGCUUGUUCUGGGCGUUUAAGCCAACUAUCCAAGGGGUUAGAUUUUACAAACAAAUGAUUAAAGUCGAUUGCACUUUUUUGUAUGAGCUCUACAGACACGUCUUGAUGAUAGUCAUUGCACAAGAUGGAGACAAAAAUAUUUUCCCCAUUACCUUCGUCAUUGUUAAAAAUGAAUAG